This is a messenger RNA of Heteronotia binoei (common prickly gecko), 642 nucleotides long. RefSeq names its product pre-mRNA-processing factor 6-like. Gene Ontology annotation, biological process: mRNA splicing, via spliceosome. The transcript has 4 exons. The record is from RefSeq and is a predicted model, not a curated record. The coding region runs from base 78 to 533 and encodes 151 amino acids. NCBI's taxonomy places the organism in Eukaryota, Metazoa, Chordata, Lepidosauria, Squamata, Gekkonidae.
GAGCAGUCCCGCCAGGCCCGGCCUCUUCCUUCUCCCGCCGCCUCCUCCUCCUCCGCCGCGUUCCCUCAGCCGCCAUCAUGGCCGCCAGCGCGGCUCCUUCGUCGGCCUCGGCCAGCGGGGCCGCCCCGGCGGGCUCCAACGCGGCGGGCUCCAGCGGAGGCGGCGGAGGGGCUUCGGGCCUGACGGCCUCGCUGACGGGCACGAUGAACAGGAAGAAGAAGCCCUUCCUGGGCAUGCCGGCCCCGCUGGGCUACGUGCCGGGCCUGGGCCGCGGUGCUACAGGUUUUACCACUCGCUCGGAUAUUGGUCCCGCUCGAGAUGCCAACGACCCAGUGGACGAUCGCCAUGCGCCUCCAGGGAAGAGAACCGUCGGGGAUCAGAUGAAGAAAAACCAGACAGCUGACGAUGACGAUGAAGAUCUGAAUGACACCAAUUACGAUGAGUUCAACGGCUAUGCUGGGAGCCUGUUCUCGAGCGGGGCCGUACGAAAAAGACGACGAAGAAGCGGAUGCGAUUUAUGCCGCUCUGGAUAAGAGGAUGGACGAAAGGAGAAAAGAGAGACGGGAACAGCGUGAGAAGGAGGAGAUUGAAAAGUACCGAAUGGAACGGCCCAAAAUCCAGCAGCAGUUCUCGGAUCUGAAA